Syzygium oleosum is the source of this 1465-nucleotide messenger RNA. RefSeq names its product protein RETICULATA-RELATED 1, chloroplastic-like. Gene Ontology annotation, cellular component: chloroplast inner membrane. Lineage: Eukaryota; Viridiplantae; Streptophyta; Magnoliopsida; Myrtales; Myrtaceae. The transcript has 7 exons. The record is from RefSeq and is a predicted model, not a curated record. Gene Ontology annotation, biological process: plant organ development. Bases 78 to 1334 code for a protein of 418 amino acids.
AGUUCUUGCGAUUGCAUCGCGAUUCAGGCACGCUCUCGAAGGAUCAUUCCCUCCGAUUCCGAUUCGCAUCGUCGACCAUGUCCGCCGCGAGCUCGCUCGAUCUGCAGCCGUCUCGUUUCUCGGCUCCGGCGAGCAAAGCCAACGGCGCGACGCUCGAAUUGAGGAUCGCCUGCUGCUCCAUCAAGAACCCUAGCUACGGAGCCCCGUCCGCCGCAUUGUCGCUGCGCCGGUCUUCGGCAGGGGACGGGCCGGCUUUCUCCAUCGUCAGAUGCUCGAGCUCGGAGCCCGCCUCGAUGGGGACUACUACUCAGGCGAUCCCCGGCGUUUUGGAGAGCGGAGCUGAACCGACGAUUGGUGGCGGCGGCGGCGGGGGCGGCGGCGGCGAAGAAGGGCCCCGGGGAGGUGGCGGAGGUGGAGGCGACCACGGUGGAGGUGGUGGCGGCGGCGGCGAUGGAGAGGAAGAAGAGUUCGGUCCGAUAUUGAAGUACGAAGACGUAGUGAGAGAGACGGAAGCGCGAGGCGCAAAGCUUCCUGCCGACAUGUUGGAGGCCGCCAAGAGUACGGGGCUUCGCGAGCUUAUUCUUCAACGAUAUCUGGAUUUGCAGGGGUCAUAUUGGCCACUGGGCUUUCUAAUGAACCACUGCUCAAUGCUUCGGAACAGGAUGUUGGCUGAUCCUUCUUUUCUUUUCAAAGUUGGGACUGAGAUAGUCAUCGAUUCCUGCUGUGCAACUUUCGCUGAAGUUCAGAAGAGGGGCAAGGAUUUUUGGUCAGAGUUUGAGUUAUACAUGGCUGAUUUGUUGGUUGGUGUGGUGGUAGACAUUGCUUUAGUUGGUUUGUUAGCACCAUAUGUUCGUAUAGGGCAGAAGUCUACGUCGAGAAGUAUGUUUGGACGCAUUCAACAUGCUUGCGGUUCUCUUCCCAGCAGUGUUUUUGAAGCUGAAAGGCCUGGUUGUAGGUUCUCUAUUAGGCAGCGGAUUGCUACAUAUUUCUACAAGGGUGUAUUGUAUGGAUCCGUGGGAUUUGGAUGUGGUCUUAUAGGUCAAGGAAUAGCAAAUUCGAUCAUGACUGUUAAAAGGAACAUUAAGAAAUCAGAGGAGGAUAUACCUGUGCCACCUCUUAUACAAAGUGCCGCACUUUGGGGUGUUUUCCUCGCGGUAUCUUCCAACACUCGUUAUCAAAUUAUAAAUGGCCUAGAGCGCUUGGUUGAAGCAUCACCUUUGGCGAAGAAUGUCCCACCUGUCGCAAUGGCUUUCACUGUCGGUGUGCGGUUUGCCAACAAUAUCUACGGUGGGAUGCAAUUUGUAGAUUGGGCUAAAUGGAGUGGGGUUCAGUAGCAGAUGCUUGCGCGUAAAUUAUAUUAUCCCAUGUAUACCAUUUGUCAUUCUUUGAAACGGGGACAGAAUUUCUUUGUUUGGCAAACUGUCGGUUACAUCGGUAAGAACAGUAUGAUUUUCAGGUUUUAUAA